Molecule: messenger RNA, 1254 nt
Organism: Metarhizium brunneum ARSEF 3297
Lineage: Eukaryota; Fungi; Ascomycota; Sordariomycetes; Hypocreales; Clavicipitaceae
Product: FAD-dependent monooxygenase
Molecular function (GO): FAD binding
Source: RefSeq, a predicted model, not a curated record
AUGCCAAGCCACUUCUUGGAAGGCAAAAAAAUAAUCGUCUCGGGCGCUGGUUUCGCUGGCCUCUCCUUCGUCGUCGCCCUCCACCAAAGCUGGGAUCCUGCCCUCAAACUACCCCAAAUCACAAUCUACGAACGUGAAGGCCGUCAUCUUCCCCGCAACAGACAAGGGUAUUCCCUCUCUCUCCAUGGCUUCGACGAGAACGGUGGCCUCGUGGCGGCCCGAGACAUUGGUCUUCUCGACGAAAUGAUGAAGCGUGCCAUUUGUGGAAAUGACAGCACCUCGGGGUUUCGCGUAUGGUCGAGUAGCUGGGCUCAAUUGCUCGCUGUCAAGUUCUCUCCCUACAAAGAUUUACCUGCUUCAGGCAUUCGAAUCAUGCGCAACGACAUAAGGGACCUUUGUGUCUCUGCUGCCGAGAGGCUGUGCCCCAUUACCUGGAGUACGACGGUUACCUCUGCCGAGAGGCUAUCCAAUGGGCAAAUGCGAGUUCACAUAUCCCCGUCUGAUAACGAAGGCAAGUCCUUCACGGAUGACUGUGACUUACUCAUUGCUGCGGACGGGGCACACAGCAAGAUUCGCUCUUCCUUCAGGCCAAACGAUAGUCUAGAGUACGCAGGCGCCAUUCAAAUGGGCGGCGUGAGCAGGUUUCCCAACGGUGUCCCCGAACCCGUCACCAAGAACUGGGGCUUGGUCAUCACUGGCGAAGGAGUUGGGUGUUUCUUCUCGCCCGUCGAUGCUACAGGCGUCGUCUGGGGUCUGGGGUUCCUGGAACCCCAACGAACACAAAAGUACGAUCCGGAAUCACGCCAACAAUGCGAGGCUCUCAAGGAGGAGGCCCUGAGGAGAGGGCACAUGCUCCAAGAGCCCUUCCAGACCAUUGUGAACGCCACGGAGCAACACUCGUCAUUCAUGUUCCCUGCCCGAGAUAAGAAGCCCUUCCCCCAUACAGGCGAUGACAACUUGAAGGGUGUCGUGUUCCUGGGAGACACGAAUCAUGCCGUCAGCCCAUUCGCUGGUAACGGGGCAAACAUGGCCUUGAAAGAUGGCGUUGAUCUUGCGCGUCAAAUUUGCCGUAGUCAGUCCAUGGAGGAGGCGUUGAUUGCGUAUGACAAGUUGGCGUUGCCGAGGGCACAAAAGACUCUCAAGCAGUCACAUGAGCGGAUCAACUUCUCCCAUUGCACGGGUUGGUAUUAUUAUGCCCUGAGGGGGAUGCUUUUCGCCGGAAGUACCAUCAUGUAUCUGAUGGGACGGCUAUGA